Molecule: messenger RNA, 1481 nt
Organism: Danio aesculapii
Lineage: Eukaryota; Metazoa; Chordata; Actinopteri; Cypriniformes; Danionidae
Gene: socs4
Product: suppressor of cytokine signaling 4
Biological process (GO): phosphatidylinositol phosphate biosynthetic process; intracellular signal transduction
Cellular component (GO): phosphatidylinositol 3-kinase complex
Molecular function (GO): 1-phosphatidylinositol-3-kinase regulator activity
Source: RefSeq, a predicted model, not a curated record
AGGAUAUGAUAGGUUAACUGUCCAUUGACAGAAGUAGCCCUUCCGUCCAGUGAAGGGCAAGUAUUCCUCAGAGGACUGAUACUUGAGAGGUUUUAAAUAGGAGGAGGGAUGUGCUUCCUCUCUUCAGUUGACGCUAAGCUCUCGCUGCACAAACUUCAGGCAUGGAAACAUUCACCACUCCUCUGUAAGCACAUCGCAUUUCUUUCUGAAGCACUUUUUGGUGAGGCAAUGUCUGAGAGGAAGACCAAAAACUCUGACACACGUCCCAAGAACCUGCGGAGCUGGAGUGCAGACAGUUACAUCCGCAGUAUUAAAAAGCGCUCACGUGGGUCACGCCACGAGACAGCGCCCAGAGGAGAAGAAGGAGAUGGAGCGGACGAACAGACCGCUCGAUCUGCCUCCUGUCCCCGCAGACGUCGAGAGCGAAUGUGCAGCUGCACGAUCCCUGGAGAAACCGACUCUGACUCUCCCUGCAGGAAAGCCCUGUCCCGUCGCUCUCUGAGACAGAAGUUUCAGGAUGCCGUCGGCCAGUGUCUCCCUCUCCGCAAUCACCACCACCACCAUCACCACCCGUCCGGCUCCUCGCGCCCGUUCUCCGUCCUCCUCUGGUCCAAACGGAAGAUCCACGUCUCCGAGCUCAUGGAGGACAAAUGCCCAUUCUCUCCGAAAUCUGAACUAGCUCAAUGCUGGCAUCUGAUCAAAAAGCAUGGCACCAACACCAAACCUUCUCUAAGCAUCGAAACCGAAUCCAAAGGGCCCUUAUUAUCCUCCAGACCUCCAACACUCCUUUCCUGGGAGCAAAUCGGCUCCACUGGGGCUUCCAGUCUGGAUGAUUGGGAUCCUUCUUUUGCGCUUGGAGACUCCCAGUGCUGCGCUCAUACUGACUACAUCCUGGUCCCGGAUCUGCUACAGAUCAACAACAGCCCUUGUUAUUGGGGCGUCCUGGAUCGUUUUGAGGCUGAGCAGCUUUUGGAAGGGCAGCCGGAGGGAACUUUUCUGCUCAGAGACUCUGCCCAGGAUGAAUACCUGUUCUCGGUUAGCUUCAGACGCUAUAGCCGCUCCCUUCAUGCUCGGAUAGAGCAAAACGGGAAGCGAUUUAGCUUUGACGGUCGUGACCCUUGUAUGUACAGGGACUCCAGUGUCACGGGCCUGUUGAAGCAUUAUAGUGACCCGUCCACAUGCCUGUUUUUCGAGCCUCUCCUCUCUCGUCCUCUACCUAGAAACUUUCCAUUCUCUCUGCAGCACUUGUGCAGAGCGGUUAUCUGUAGCUGCACUACAUAUCAGGGCAUUGAAGCGCUACCUUUACCCUACACUUUGAGACACUUCCUUAGGCAAUACCACUAUAGAUGCAAUGGAGCAUGUGCUGUUUGAGGAUUGGUGAAAAGGGAUGAAACGUGCUGCUUGAUUUGCUGUCUACACCUCAAAGUGAGAUGCAUUGUUGUUGGACUAAUCACAAAUGGAUGACACUAAAGGGAUAGUUC